GUCGUGUAUGGUUAGGGCAGCCCGGGCUCUGUUGUCGUCAGUUACCCGGGUAUUACUGAUCGCCGAUACAGUGGUCGUCAAGCAAUUGAUAUCGUCUAAGGAUAGGGUAUCGAUUAGUUUGAAUCGUUUGGAAAAUGUGGCAAAUUUUACGGAAUUUGUAAAAGCAUUCUCACAGUUUGGCACUGAAAUGGUUGAGCUGGCUCACCUCACCGGGGACAGACAAAAUAUUGGUAGUGCAGUUAACUUCAUUAAAUACAACAUGAAAACCGAUUUAAAGGACGAGCGAAGGCGUGCCCAGAUGUCCUGUGCCCGACAGAUCCUGGAGCGGUCGACCAUGAUGCUUUUGACCUCGUCCAAAGCCUGUCUACGGCACCCGGACUGCGACACCGCCCGCGAGAAUCGGGACACCGUUUUCCUGCAGAUGCGUCGCGCCAUGGAUUUGAUACAUAUGGUGGUGAAGGACGGUGUGAUACCCCGGUUGGCCGCCUCGGCAGCCGUAUACGAGUCCAACGCCGGUGUGUCUCGCAAACAGGUCAGGCAUGUGUCCAGAUAUGAGGCCAGGUAUCAGACGCCCGAUUGGAAGUUAGAGGAAUGGGAUGAGUGUAUCACCGCUUAUAACGCCGUCAGACGCUUCCAUAUUUAA
Molecule: messenger RNA, 643 nt
Organism: Oppiella nova
Lineage: Eukaryota; Metazoa; Arthropoda; Arachnida; Sarcoptiformes; Oppiidae
Source: the annotation of a GenBank genome assembly